GGCCCUUUCCGUAAAGGGCGCUUGUCGGUAAACUCCGUAUAUUUCCGCUUCCGGUCUCUUCGUUCGUAAUCUGCCAAGAUGACCACCAAAAAUAAAAAGACGAGAAAGCUUCGCGGACACGUCAGUCAUGGUCAUGGCCGUAUUGGCAAACACCGAAAGCAUCCUGGUGGUCGAGGUAAUGCUGGAGGUCAACAUCACCACAGAAUAAACUUUGAUAAAUAUCAUCCAGGUUAUUUUGGUAAAGUAGGUAUGAGAUAUUACCAUUUAUUACGAAACCAACAUCAUUGCCCUGCUGUAAAUUUAGAUAAAUUAUGGUCACUGGUUACAGAACAGACCAGAACUACCUAUCAAAGUAAAACAGACAAAGCACCAGUCAUUGACUGUGUCAAAGCUGGAUAUUAUAAAGUACUAGGCAAAGGUGAACUUCCUGCUCAGCCCCUCAUCGUUAAAGCUAAAUUCUUCAGUAAAAGAGCGGAACAGAAAAUCAAGGGUGUAGGAGGUUGUUGUGUGGUUGUAGCAUAAGAACUAAAAAUAAAAUGUUACUAUCAUCGUCA
Molecule: messenger RNA, 554 nt
Organism: Patella vulgata (common limpet)
Lineage: Eukaryota; Metazoa; Mollusca; Gastropoda; Patellidae
Product: 60S ribosomal protein L27a-like
Exons: 5
Coding region: 79-522 (147 amino acids)
Biological process (GO): translation
Cellular component (GO): cytosolic large ribosomal subunit; ribosome
Molecular function (GO): structural constituent of ribosome
Source: RefSeq, a predicted model, not a curated record